GGCUUGCGUAUAACACCCACAACACACCUAUCCUCACGUUCCGGAGAAACGCCGAAUCAGAAUAAGAGGGGGAAUUGCGAUCUGGAAGGGAAUUUGAGGAGAGGGUUUUGGAAGGAGCUGUCUUCGGUAGCUUUGGAGAGUCUGUGUGCGAUCAAUGGUGUAUUCUGGUGAGGGGGAAGGAGUGCGCAAGUUCAUGACGAUGGGACCCGAGAGAUCGAAGCCUCUUCACAAUUUCACGCUGCCGUUCUUGAAGUGGGGCAGUCAGAAGCACCUCAGGUGCAUGAAGGUCGACGAUGCGUCGACCACCGCUUUAACCAGCGCCGCCGCCGACGAUCACCGCAACCAGAAUCUGCGCCGCCGAUCCCCGCCAUCCAAGUUCGAGACCUUGAUGGGGGGCGGAAUCCGCCGCCGGGAGACGGAGUCGCUGAGCCACAACCAUAACCUGCGUGACCGGCGAUUGAGGAUGUCGAAGCCGAGGAAUGAAGGAGAGGCGGAGGGGAUCGAGGCAGUGAGGGAGAAGAUCAUGAAGGAUCUCAAGACGGCGGCAGAUAAGAUGAAAGAUGCGAUGUUGCGGAAGGAAGUAUCAGACGGAGAGGACGAAGAGUUUGAAGAACGGGAACGAAAAGUGAUGGAUAAAGAGAAGCCGAAGGAGAAAGACAAAGAGAGGGAGGAAUCUCCGGCCGUCGAGAUGGAGGCGAGGCCGUGGAAUCUGCGAACCCGGCGUGCCGCGUGUAAGGCUCCGAUUGCCGGAGCAAGCAAUAACAGCAACAAGGGAUUGAGAAUUGAGGAGAAGAAAGUGAACAAUGCUACCGAUUCUUCUCCGAUGAGGAAUGAGAUGAUGAAGUCGCCGAGAGUGAGAGAAAGAGGGACGGUGGUGGCGGCGGCGGCGGCGGCGGCGGCUGCGGUGGAGAAGGAAAGAGCGAAAUUCUCGGUGGCGCUGUCUAAGAAGGAGAUCGAGGAGGAUUUCAUGGAGAUUUUGGGGCAUAGGCCUCCCCGCCGACCAAAGAAGCGGCCAAGGAUUGUGCAGAGACAAUUGGACUCGUUGUUUCCUGGAUUAUGGUUGACCGAGGUCUCAGCGGAAGCCUAUAAGGUACCGGAGUCAGCUGAGAAUGGCAAGAGGUAGUGAUGGGAGGGAGAGGUGGCCCGUGAGGAAGUUUCAAGGUUUCUGGAGUUCUUGCUGACUGGUAACUUUAUGACGCAGCUGGUGGUGUACAACAGUACCACAUUAUCUUUGUGAAUUUGGAAUUUGAUAAAAAUGCAGAGGCUUCUGGUAACUUGUGAUGAAGUUUAGUUGCUUUGAAAGGCUAAUUUUGUUUUGUUAUAAUCUUCAUUCAUUUUUCUCUUCCUUUAGCUCAUUAGCUGAAUAAUCUUGUGUAAAGAAAGGGGACGACUACAUUUUUAUUAGAUAUAAAAGAACGCUUCUUUU
Rubroshorea leprosula is the source of this 1426-nucleotide messenger RNA. The record is from the annotation of a GenBank genome assembly. Lineage: Eukaryota; Viridiplantae; Streptophyta; Magnoliopsida; Malvales; Dipterocarpaceae.